ACUGAAGAUCUAUCUUUUUUUGUCGUAAAUAUUUCUUUUCUAUUGCGGCACAUUCUGAUUAUUAUAGCAUUCUGAUUCUGAUAUCAGUAGCUGUCAGCGAUGUAAUUAACACUUAUCUAAUAUCUUAUCGUAAUUAUUAAAAAUAUAAUAUUGUUCACAAUGGUUUCCGAUUUACACGAUUGCAUUCUAACAUUCUCUUAUACCUCUGUCAUAUUGUUGCAUCAAUAUAUAAUUUAUUGUUAAUAGUAUAAAUAUAUAUACGUACAUCAAUUCCAUGACAAAUUAGACUCCCGUUCAGAAAAUUACAGACAAAUUUCUGGACCGUUCAAUUUUGAGGAAUGUUUUGCUUGUGAAAAGCAUUACGUAUAUAUUAGUAUGUUCCAAUUAAAUAUACUUUAUGUUCGAAAUCUUAGUAAAUAUGUACACGUGAUUUAAGAAACGGAAAAGAAAAGAAAGAAAGAUGUCAAAUGGUGUAAUUUAGUUUCGUAAUAGUCUUCGAUAUCAUUAGAUAAAACUCGUGCUGUAUAUACAAACAUAAAAUUUGACCGAAAAAAGUGAAACAUUCUGUAUAUUAAUCAAUAAGAAGUGUUAGUAGCCGAGAUUGAAUGUAAAUACUUUUGUGAAACGCGGACGGUUAUAGUUGCGAUGUUAGAUCGGUAAUGUUUCUUGCAUCUAUGCGAUGUGUCAACGUGGCAAAGGUCUAUUCUAAUUGCAGAACCAGGAAAUCAAAAUGCGAAGGAAAUCGACUCUACCUCUUUUCAACGCAUUACUUCAAAGUUAUUUUUGGAUAAUGGUUGUAGCCAGUGAUAAACUUCGUGUGGCCUAUCAAUGGAAACAGCUUGAGUAUGAAUGGCCAAGUAACGAUACCGAGCUUUUAUUCCCAGAAUACAAGCAGGAAGAUAAUCUUCCCCUUGGCCUUGAGAUUACAAAUACUAGGAUCUUCGUUACUGUGCCAAGAUGGAGACGUGGUGUAGUUGCUAGUUUGAAUUACUUUUAUAUUAACGAUACACGCGAGUCUCCUAGUUUAAUCCCGUAUCCUUCUUGGGAGGCUCAUCAAUAUCGAGCUGGAAACGUCCCAGAGAUCAUUUCAACGUUUCGAAUUCGUGCAGAUCGCUGCGAAAGACUAUGGGUUCUUGAUACAGGAUUUACUGAUAUUUUGGAUAGUCCAGAACAGCAAGCUCCACCAGCAUUACUCAUUUACAACUUAACAGACGAUCGUUUACUCCGAAAAUUCAUUAUUCCGGAAGAUCAAAAAACACCUGACUCUCUUUUUGCGAAUAUCGCCGUCGAAGAUUAUUCUUGCGAAGAUACUUUUGCUUAUCUGGCUGACUUGGGUGGUCCUGGACUGGUAGUUUAUUCGUGGAAGUCGGAAAAUUCGUGGCUUCUUAAACAUCAUUUCUUUCAACCAGAUUCUCAAGCUGAAGAAUUCAAUGUAUCGGGAAUUUCGUUCCAAUGGACCGAUGGUCUCUUCGGUAUGGGUCUUGCGCCAACUAACGAUGGCUAUAGUGUAAUGUAUUUCCAUCCACUUUCUAGCACCAUGGAAUUUUCAGUUAGUACUAAGUUACUAAGAGAUCCUGAACGUGCCACUUCUCCAGACAACUUCCAUGAAUUUCGUGCCCUAGGAUCUCGCGGACAUAAUGGCCAAAGUAGCGUGAGCUUUUUAGAUCCAGACACCGGAGUUCUGUUUUAUGCAUUAGCUGUUUUGAAUGCUAUUGCGUGCUGGAAACCUCAAAAUACGUUCACAAUCGAGCAACAAGGUUUUAUUUAUGUAGAUAACGUCACAAUGGUUUUUCCCAAUGAUUUAAAGAUUGAUCGAAAUGGGAAUAUUUGGAUACUGUCGGAUCGUUUGCCUACUUUUAUGUACUCUCGCCUGGAUCCUGAAGAUUAUAAUUUUAGAAUCGUUACGGGUUCGGUUAAAGAGGCUAUAAAAGGAACUGUUUGCUCGAUGAAUCCAUCUUCAACUACAAACAAUCCGCACGAUUCUACGACAGAAGCGCACACCGUUUAUCCUAAACAUCCAAAAAUGGCCGAGAAUUCCGGUUACGUUCACAAUUCUGAAUUGACUUCUAUAUCGAUUAUCGUUAUAACAAUUUUUGUGAGAAUAUUUAUCUGAGAAUAUAAUUGUAUCAUUUUUAAUAACUGUAACAAUUUAUGGAGCAUUUCUCGAAAUACCGAGAAUUCGAAUUUCAAAGAAUAUCGAUACCUAUAUACGAACAGGAAGAGAUUGAAACGAGAUGCUUAGGUAACGGGUUAAGUAAUAAAUAAAUGAAUGUUAUGCUUGGUUUUCUGCGUAUUAUGAUAUAAUCGAUUUCUGCAAAUGUCGUAUAUGAGUGAGUUUCUUGUAUAAUAUAUGUACCUUAAUGUAACGUUUCGUAUGCAUUCUUGCAGAAAGAGCUAUUUUAUUUAUAAUUUACGCAUCAUCUUGAAUUUUGAAAUUUUGAUAUUUCCUAUUAUUACUUAAAUAACUUAUCUACAACAUACAAGUUUUUCCUUAUUAUAUUUGAAUUGCAUAUAAAUAUUUUUGGAAGUCUUGAUUGUAGUACUUAAAAAAUGAAGUUUAUAAAAUACACGACUGAUCACAUAGUAUUAUUAGUUAUAUUAUCUAUGUUCUCAGAAAUAAUUAGAAAUUAGAAAUAAUAAGAAAACCCAUGGACGGAGCAUUAUUAUACCAUAUUUUACAACUACCGGAAACAAAAAAAUGUUAUGUGAACCGCUGCUGUUUUAUGGAGUUACUAAACUAUAUCGUCAAAAGUUCAUGUAGAAAUUUGUUAUAAAUGGAGCUAACAGACGUUCGAAAAGCGUUUAUGUGCUUCGUUCUAUGCAAUCUGUUAUGCGUAGUUGAAAAGAUUCGGAUAUAUAUUUUGUAAAAUUCGAUAUUUAACAAUGUUUAUGCUGAUAAAAAUAGAAAAUUUUAAGAAA
Molecule: messenger RNA, 2919 nt
Organism: Bombus terrestris (buff-tailed bumblebee)
Lineage: Eukaryota; Metazoa; Arthropoda; Insecta; Hymenoptera; Apidae
Gene: yellow-b
Product: protein yellow
Exons: 6
Coding region: 731-2113 (460 amino acids)
Cellular component (GO): extracellular region
Source: RefSeq, a predicted model, not a curated record